AUUUAAAACUAUUUGAAAUUGAUAUUUAAAUUAAGAUGAAAUGUUAAAUAAAAUUUAAAAAAUAAUUCAAAUAAGUGCGUUUACAUUAGAGCGAUUGAAAACAACCAACAAACAAUUAUUUUCAACAUUCCUCGACUGGAAUGAUUAAUAUACGUUUGAUCUUAGUUUCUCACAUAUUAGUAAAUUAUUUUGGUAGAAGCAAAGCAGACUCUAGAGCUUUUGGUUUUAAUGCAUUUUUUAAGCAGAAAAUACGUGCAAAUGUGACUUGUGGUUCUCCUGCAGAACAAUACUUUAACACUACAGAAGGUUAUAUAUCGCCGCGUGAAAGGCAACUUUCUUUAUGUGAUUCCGUCAACCCUCUUUAUGCAAGACCUCCGUCGUUAAUGUUAGAUGGAGACUUAUACACCUCUUGGCAGUCACGAAACAACAUUGACAUGGCUUAUAUUACAAUUGACAUAGAUAAGCCUGUGUUUGGAAAACAAAUGAUUUUUAACUUUGGUUAUUAUCGUCGACCUGGUCAAAUUGCAAUAUUUAAGUCUUCUGAUUUUGGUAAGACUUAUCAUCCAUGGCAUUAUAUGGUAUCAUUGAGAGAACAAUGCACAAGUGUGUUUGGAAUACCUGAAAGCGAAAUAUAUGUUCUGCCUGACCAAAAUACAAACCGUGUUUUGUGUCAGGAAUACAAAGGAUAUCCGUUUGAAUUCAAUGAGGAAGUCAUGAUUGACUUAAAUGGUGAUCUGAGAGGAGAUGGCUCUGAUACUUACGAGUCGCCAGAAUUAUUGAGGUGGAUGAACACAACUAACGUGCAUAUUCGCUUUUCUGGAUUGUAUAGAAAGUUUGACUACAUUGAUACAAGAUGGCAUCAUUAUUCGGUCAGUGAAAUUUCGUUAAUUUCGCGUUGUGAUUGCAAUGGUCAUGGUGAUGGUUUAAGUUGCCCUGUUGACUCAGUGACUGGAUUUAGGACUUGUAUUUGUUCUGAUAAUACGUGUGGUGCGAAUUGCGAAAAGUGUUGUCCGGCUUUCAAUCAGUACCCUUGGGUACGAGGAACUCAAUCAGCUUGGAAUUCCGACAACACAACGUCGUGUCAGCCUUGUAACUGCUUUGGUCACAGCAAUUCCUGCCGAUACAGUCAAGAUGUUGCUAAUUCUCGUUUAAGUUUAAACAAUGAUGGAGAAUAUUAUGGUGGAGGCGUUUGCGAAAACUGCCAACAUAACACGAUGGGAAUCAACUGUGAAAAAUGUAAACCAUUUUACUACCGACUAUCAAAUGUACCUCCAGAUUCACCAAACAUUUGCUUAGCUUGCGGGUGUUCGAUAGAAGGUAGCCAGCCUGGAAAUAGUAUGCUAAAGUUCGCUGAAUGUAUUACUGAUUCUUCAAUGAUGAGUUUAUAUGCUGGAAAGAAUGUUGGCGAUUGCUUCUGUAAAGCAAACGUUAUUGGAGCGAAAUGCGAUACGUGUAAAGACCAAUUUUACAGACUAGAACAAUCGAAUCCUUUAGGUUGCAGACCCUGUGCGUGCAAUUUGGACGGAACAGUUCAAAGGUUUAAUCUAUGCCACAAAGAUUUUUUUGGCCAAUGCCCAUGUAAAAGCAAUGUAAAACUACGUGACUGUACAAGAUGCAAAGAUGGAUAUUACGAUCUACGAAACGAUGAUAUAAACGGAUGCAAAUGGUGUGACUGCGACGCAGGAGCAUCAUUAAGUCCGUAUAUUUGUGAUAAAGUUACAGGUGUGUGUUCAUGUCGGGCUCAUACUACAGGCCGACAAUGUAAAGAAGUGGAGCAAGGUUAUUACUUCCCUGAUCUAUAUUACAUCCAAGGAGUAAGAAAUCUGUACACUAACCCACAGUCAUCUCUCCAAACAACUCUUGUUAUUCCUCAAGACUCCUUAUAUUACCUUCGUGUAGGUUAUACACUAAGUAGCAAUGUACAAGUGAAACUAUUUAUAGAAUUGAAAAAAUUUUCAACAAAAGAAGUUGUAUUUGGCAUUAAACCGUAUGCAGACAUAAAUUUGUGUUCAGAUAAAGAAUGCUAUGGAACUUUUUUUGCAAAUGAAUCUUCUCAAGUUUACAAUCUGCAAGCUGGCACUUAUGAUGUUGCAAUUACAUCAUCAUUUACAAGUACUUUCCUACUCCUGGAGCGAGUUGUUGCUAUACCAGCCGAAUUUAUUACAGCUGAUGUUUUAUUUGAAAAUGAUAGAAAACAGUAUUUGCAGAACUGUGGAGACAAUAAUUUAAGAAUUGGUACUACUGAUGAAGCUAAAUGCUUAGCAGCUGUUUAUAGUAUGACUAUAAAGUUUGAAGAUGGUGCACUUCCUUGUGGUUGCAAUUCUGUUGGUUCUGUAUCCAAUAUAUGUGAUAAAUAUGGUGGAAACUGUCAAUGCAAAUCUGGUGUUGGUGGUCGAGACUGUUCAUAUUGUUUACCUGGCUUUUAUGGUUUUUCACGUGCAGGGUGUACAGCCUGUAACUGCAAAGGGACAGAUAAAAUUUGUAAUCCUAUCAGUGGUAUAUGUAAUUGUCCUCCCAACACUCGAGGAAGAACCUGUGAACCAUGUGCAUGCAAUGGUAAUAGUGAUCAAUGUACAAGAGAUGGUAUAUGUUUAAACUGCCAGUUUAAUUCAAUGGGAAAUUCUUGUCAGUUUUGUAAAUCAGGAUUCUAUGGAAAUGCAUUAAUAAAUCAAUGUUUAGGAUGUAAUUGUCACAUAUUUGGUUCAUAUAAUGCUUCAUGUGAUAUGGUCACAGGGCAAUGUUAUUGUAAACCUGGAGUAGUAGGGCAGACUUGCUCUAAAUGUGCACCCAAUUAUUUUGGUUUAAGUCCUAGUGGAUGUAGUCCAUGCAAUUGUAAUGCUUUUGGCUCCUCAGAACAACAAUGCAACAAUGCUGGUCAGUGUUCUUGUUUUACUGAUGUUCAAGGACUGAAAUGUGAUAAAUGCAAAGUUGGUUACUUUGGCCUCCCAGCAAAACCAUGUUCUCCUUGUGAAUGUCAUUUGGUUGGGACUAUUCUUAAUACUAACUGUGUAAAUGACGUAUUUGGGCAAUGUUCCUGUAAACCAGGUGUUGAAGGUCGAGAUUGUGGUCAAUGCCAAAAACAAUACUCUGACUUUGGAAUUAACGGCUGUAAACAAUGCCCACUUUGUACACGAAAGCUUCAGUUAUAUGUUGACAGUGUUGAUAAUCAAUUAGAAGAUCUUGAAGAACAACUUGAGCUGACACAAAAUCUAACCGAUUUGCAAACUGAGUUGAAAUUAACUCAAGCUAAAAAACAGCAAGUAGAGCUGAAUGCAAUAUACUUUGAAAAUCGACUUUUGCAAGGUCAGAAAGAUUUUGCCAUAUUGCACAACGACAAACUUAUUCCUUGGAACAUGAGACUUACUGAUCUUCUUAAUGAGAUUAACAAUGUUCAAACACAAGUAAUAAAAAUGAGACAGAUGACAUUUGAAAGUUCUGAAAGAAUGACUUCUAUAUACAAUGCAGCUGUUCAAGGAGAUAAAAUGAGCAAAGAAAGUGAUAGUUUUGCAUCAGCUGUAUUUUCAUACUUGGUCUACUUAAAUUCACUUGCUUCUGAUUUUGUAAGCAAAGCAUAUUCAUACUCACAAAAUGUUCCCACUUUUAAUUUGGAAAGUUUUGAGAAAAUUAUUGAUAGAGACCUAAAGUUAUCAAAUGAUUUACUUACAAAUAUUACAAACAUGGCAAAAGAUGUUGCUAGCCACCAAACUCUUGCAAGAGCAUUUUUUUUGAAUUUUGAUCAAAUUGUUUUGUUUUUCCAAAAUAAACAAGAUCAAUGGUCAGCUUCAUUAGGAAAUUUUAUUGAGCAAAUAACAAAUAUUUAUAACAAAGGAAAGCAAAUUGAAAUGUUGAUGAAUCAAACUCAAAGUCUGCUGAAUACACAAAAAGAUUUCAUUUUUUCAACUAUUGCAGAACAAAGUAAUAUAUCUCAGUAUUUAUCUCAAACUGAUGGAUUGUUUCAACAAGCUUACAGUGUGUAUGAGAAAACCUUUAUGCAAACGCAGCAAAUCACUGGGAGUAUUGAGGUGAUGUUUAUGCAAUACAACCCCCAAAAUAGCAUGGUUCGUGUUAAUGUUCUAAGAGGAUAUCAGCUUGUUGCCCGAGAUUACCCAUCAAUGACAUCAAAUCCAUUUUUUACAUUGAGGAUAUCUCCUAGCUGGUGGGACCAAGGAACAUUAGAGUCUGCUCCUAAGCAAGCAACACUUGAUCCAAUAUGGGACUGGCCUGUUGGAGGAACUUACACAUUUUUCAUUACAUCUGAGCAGAUGAAGUUAACAAAGUUGAUAAUAACUGUUCUUGACUAUGAUGAAGAUGGUAACAAUGAUUUCAUGGGAGAAGUAGUCAUAGAUUUAGCAAUAAUACUUCCAAUUAUCAGUCAGUCAUCAGUACAGAACACGUAUACUUUGAAUCCUCAGGGUUACGCAUCCAGAUGGCUGGACACUUUUCCUGGUCCUGGUGAUAAUAGCAUAUUAGAUCUUCAAGACAUGUUGAAAUCCCAGAUUACCACAGUUACAGAUAACUUAAAUGAUUUAUCAAAAUUACAGACAUUGGCAGAUGCUCAAGCUAAUAAGUUACAAAAACAAGCCCAAGAUUUAUCAAACACAUUUGAUCUUGCAAAACAGUAUGCAUCAAAAGCAGUCAAUGCUGUGAAUGCUUAUAAUCAAAUUUAUCAACUUAUAAAUUCUUCAUUGUUAGCUGCAGCCUCUGCUAGCUCGUCUGUUCAGGCUUUUACAUUGCUGUUAAAUGGGAUAUCUAUCUCAACCUUUACAUCAAAAACAGAUACAGAACUUUUAGCAGCACAACAAUUUCUUUCACAAACAAGAAGUAGGAAUAUCUCAAGAGCAGUGUUGCAAAUUGAUCUUCGAUCAGAAACACUUGGUAGUUCUGGUGUAAAUGUUCCUCCAAGGUCUUCUAUUCUAAUCAAUAAUGUUGAAUACCAUCCAAAUAUUAAUGGACAUACAGUAAUGGUACUUAGUUAUGUUUCAGGAUCAGUUCUUGGUAUUAAAACAUUUCGAACAGAUAUAAAUCAAAAUGCAGGAGCUGAAUUUCUGAAUUAUCUAAUUAAUAUUCCUCCUGAUGUCAUUGUAAUCAUUGUGAAACAAGGUGAAGGGAGCAUUGCUUCAUUUUAUCAAGCAUCUGUUAUCACCCAAUUAAUUGGAUUAGGGGGGCAGGUACCAUAUUUUAGUGGUAAUAGAGGUUCGUAUGUUUUAUUGGGUUACAAAAAAACAAAUACAGACACCUUUCCAUGGGUAAGUCAAGAUUUAAAGGCAGAAAGACUGGGAAUAAGCAAGAUUAGUAAAUUGGUGUAUUUAAAAUCUACUCUUAAUGACUUGAUCGAAAUGGCAAAUAAAACAUUCUUGGCAGCUCUUCCACAGUGGGAUGAAAUUAAUAGUUUAUUUCCCAUCCUUAAGUUGAAAACUAGUGAGUUAGCAGCUGAAUCCUCUACAGCUCCACUUGUUCAGGCAGCACUUGAUAGUGCUAAUGUAGUUAUUUCACAAUCAGCAGUUUCAGCUUCAAAGAUAUUCCAGUUAACACAAAAUUUACUUGGUUCAGUUGAUGAUCUAUCCCAAAAGUUCAAUUAUCUUGCAUCUGCUUCAACCAAUGUCACCAAUGUGAUUGCUGAGGGUCAAGAAAUUGUUAUGACAGCUGAAUAUAAACUCCAAUUUCAGCAGAAGAAUGUGGGAGAUGCACUGAACAUCAUAUCUUCAGCCUCAUACAAUAGUAAAAUAGAACAAAAGCAAAGUGAAUUAGAUUUUAAGUUGUCUCAGCUUAAUACAAUUGCAUCUAAAAUGCCUUUUACAAUAAAGUACAUGGAGGGUGAGCAAUCUAGCUAUAAACUUACUAUGUUAAACAGUGGUUAUACUGAGCAACGAAGGUUCAUGACAGUAUCAUUUGACUUCAUUCCAUUUAAUAAUAAUGGUAUUUUGUGGUUUUUAUUGUCUUCGCCUGACUCACUGGCUGGCAGUAUGGGUAUAUAUAUCAAAGAUGGCUUUCUUUAUUUUACCUACAACCUGGGCAGAGGAGCUAUUACAGAGAAAAUCCGUGAUGUUCGUCUAGGUGAAUGGAGUUAUAUCAAUGUUGCUAUGAUUCUUAAAGAUGUCACAGUUGUGUUUAGAGAUUCUUAUGGUUCAACCACUGUCAUAAAAAUGUCUUCACCAUAUUAUAAUGAUAAAACUUACAUGACAUUUGAUUCAUACAGCAUGUGGUAUCUCAAUGGUUUCCCUGACGAUGUUAUGGAUAAAUUAACCGAUACAUUUGGCUCAAUGAGUGCUGUUUACGAUAAUAUCUUUAUUAAUGAUGUUUACUAUAACCCAUGGAACACUGAUAUGUACACCGGAAUAAUGUCUUAUGCAAACUACAGAUAUAAGUUGGUUACCACUAAUGGUAGUUAUGUUACUUUAUUUGGAACUGGUUACAUUAAACAUAAUGUUGGAGGUUUUAUGGUAAAUAGAGAUUACUCAUCAAUAAAACUUGAAUUCCGCACAUUAAGAGAUAAUGUUGUUAUUUUUGGCGUAGUAGGAGUGUCUGGAAAUUUUGUAUAUGGUCUUUAUAUUUUUGGUGGAAGACUGAUGUUUUCAUUUGCAACAAGCUUGGGUAAUGAUAUAGCAGUUUUAUCUACAAGAAAUAUAUACAACAAUGGUGAGUGGUAUGUAGUUCAAAUUACUCGAAGUGGAGUUAAUGCCACAUUAAGUGUUAAACCAAUGAAUCCCUUUUAUCAAGUUCUAGCCGAGUCAAUUUCAGAAUAUCUAGGACCUGCUGUUAUCCCAACUGGUGUAAACAUCAUUUUUGGGGCUCCAUCUAAAGAUAGUCAAAUUCUUCCAACUGUUUCUGGCAUAUUUGCUGGAGAUAUGCGAAAUUUAAUGAUUAGCGGAAGUUCAGGUGAUUCUCUAACUAAUAGACAGUGGAAUGGUGACCAUCUUAUUGAGCAAAAGGCAACAAGUUAUUAUGGACAAAUUGAUGGUCUAAUUGUUCCUGGUAUACGUUUUUAUGGUUACAUGUGGUGGGAAAAGUCAAGUUCUUAUGCAGUACUUAAUAGCUUCUUAACAGAGGAUAUUGUCUCUAUAUAUAUGAGCUUCAAAACAAUGCAACUAAAUGGGUUGAUAUUAUAUAGACCUCCAGCGCCUAGUGGAUAUCAUUUUUACAUUGGGCUAGUAGCUGGCAACCUUUUUAUUGCAUUUACAUCAGUGACAAACACUUAUAGUUAUCAACCAUUUGUAACAAAAAAUAAAACUUUAAGUGAUGGGCAAUGGCAUAACACAAGUGUUGCUUAUACACCACAAGGUUUUCAGGUUCAGGUUGAUGGAGAAAUUUUGUAUCUUGGGUGGUUUGGAAAUUCUUUAACACCUAAAAUUGGCACGGGAAGUAUUUAUGUUGGUGGAAUUCCUACUGGUGUUUUGGUUGAUUUACAACUGCCAACUACAGCUUCAUUAGCCAUUGAUUUUUAUACAAUCCUUAUUAAUAGAAUUGAACAAAACAAAUUUGCAGUCAUGUCUAGUGGUGUCUCUUAUGCAGGGAUUACACCAGGAGUUAACUCACCUCAACCUUUGCCAUCUUGUGCCGCUUCGUUUCCUGAUUACCUAUUUUCUCCAGAUCCACUACCAGUACAAUUUGGAGCAACCCCUUGGUAUGGUUACCAAACAUACAUUGGUUAUCAAUUAAGUGAGGAAACCUUACAGAAAUAUUUUUCUAGCAGUUUUGUAAUUACGAUGACUUUUAAAGCUAUGCUUCCAGAUGGCAUCAUGUUUUAUAUUGCAGACAGUGAGACAAACCCAACACAGUAUGUAUCUUUAGAAUUAAUAGGUGGUCAACUCAGAUAUGAGUUUUUCAAUGGUAAUGAGAAAGUUUCAAUAAAUACAGAAAACAUGACCAGCUACUCAAACAAUGGUAAAGUAUAUAAGGUAUAUCUACUGCGUAUUUAUCAAUUUGGUGCCAUGCUUAUCCCUGAUACUAUGGAAUACAAAAAUGCUCGCCAAAGCAAUGCAGCAUCUAUAAUGACUUUAAAAACACCCUUAUAUAUUGGUGGUUUACCAAACACCAUUAAUGCACCAAAUUUUGUAAGGAGAAAGUAUGGGUUUUCUGGUUGCUUUCAAAAGUUUGAAAUAUCUUCUGGAAUGGAAACAUACCCUAUCGAUUUUACAAAUCCAGACCUUGGAGGGACACCAACUGGAACACUUCCAUGCUAUUCUAACACUGAACCUGGCGUUUACUUUAAUGGCAAUGACUCCUGGGUUUUAUAUGAUUCAACGUUUCAGCUUGAAAUAAAUUUUGAUAUUGAAAUGCAGUUUCGAACGUAUGAACGUUCUGGAUUGCUUUUUUACGCCUACUCCAAACAAACUCCUCAGGGUGUUGGAGGUGAUUAUGGCGCUUAUGCAUUACUUGAACUUGUAGAUGGAAAGAUUGUUUUCCGCUACAAAGCGAAUUUGUUUAAAAGUGGGCAAAGCAUUGAAUGGAGUGACAAAAAAGUUGAUACAUCUUUUUAUCUUUGCGAUCAAAAGUGGCACACAGUAAGAUUAUCUAAAUCUGGUCAAGAUGUGACUAUCGAAGUUGAUAAAAAUGUCGUCUAUGGUAGUUUAGAUACCUCAAAUAGUGGAUCAAUUAACGGUGUCGCAUAUAUAGGCGGCGUUAAAAACGGCAUUUUUAAACCUGGUUCUUUUUCACGCUAUUUUGACGGAUGCUUAAAGAUAAUAUCACUGAAUAAAAGAACUGACGACAUUCAUACAAGUGAAGAUGGUAACAACAUCGUGUUUGGCUGCGCUACGUUUUAACUUGGUUUUAGGAUAAAAAAUUUCAGAGCAAUAUAAGAUGUGAUAGUUGAACUGUCGAGGAAUUACGUUCUAAAAAAUUGGUUAGAUGGAAAACCUACUUCAUUUGAGUGGUUAACCUAUAUAAUUGCUUAGAUGCAAAACCCACUUGAUUAGUUAGAUUUAGUAGAUCUGCUUCAUAGCUUUGUUGUUCAAAUCAGCAUGAAGAAUCUUAGCAAAUUAACUCGAAAAGUAAAAUUAGUUAUAAUUAAAAAUAUAAUAUAUAAUUAACAAUAAAAAUAUAGUUUAAAUA
Messenger RNA from Hydra vulgaris (swiftwater hydra), 9051 nucleotides. RefSeq names its product laminin subunit alpha-1. The record is from RefSeq and is a predicted model, not a curated record. Gene Ontology annotation, biological process: tissue development; animal organ morphogenesis. NCBI's taxonomy places the organism in Eukaryota, Metazoa, Cnidaria, Hydrozoa, Anthoathecata, Hydridae.